Messenger RNA from Nanorana parkeri, 2292 nucleotides. RefSeq lists its product as uncharacterized. The record is from RefSeq and is a predicted model, not a curated record. Bases 1 to 2292 code for a protein of 763 amino acids. The transcript has 5 exons. NCBI's taxonomy places the organism in Eukaryota, Metazoa, Chordata, Amphibia, Anura, Dicroglossidae.
AUGAACAGUUCAGCACCACCUCCUGAAUGUGGGCAGUAUUCCACAUCGCAACAGAGGCCCUUCUUUUAUGCACAGCCAACAACACAACUACCUUUUCCAAAUCCUUGGUACCUUACCCAACUCUACAAUCCAUACUGCAUCCCUGGACCAGGUUACCGGGGGGGAAAUCCAUAUGUCCCAUAUUAUUCGGUUCCACUCCAUGAGUAUCCUGGAUUUUAUGUUCCCCAGCAUCAAAUGAAUUUAAGAAUGAACCGGAGACCUAAUUUUAAUCCCCAUCCACCAUCCCCCAUGUUUUACCAUGCCACGCGAUUUAGGCAUUAUACUAGUCCAGGGAGAAGAACUGAAACGAAAGAAACCCAGACAGACCCAAGGCAGCCUGAAAAUGUACCAAAAAAACACCCAGGUACAGAGAAAGAAGACUGUGAUAAAGGAAACGCAGUUUCUCAUUCAUCUGGCAUCAGCACAGAGAAUGAACCCAACUUGGAAAGUGAAAUGUCUCCAGUGACAGCAAUGCCAGAAAGAGACUUUCACAAAAAUGCCUGCAAUGCAGCACAAUAUCGAAACAUGCCUCCAGGAAGCUAUGCUUAUGAGAAAGAGGAGGUAAGAAUAGAGUAUGGAAGUGGUUCUCCUGCUGCCAUACAGAUGUGGAAGUCUUAUAAAGAAACUAUACCAAUAUAUGAUGUGGCAGUAAUUAAAGAGAUACCAGAAAAUGUAGUGCAGCGUGAUCUAUUUUGUGAGGGUGUAUUGUAUGGCCCUCAUCCUGAAGAAGAGAUUGUGGUGCAGAACAUAUCCUUCACAAACACCGAGGAGCACAAGCAGUUGCCACCUCCCAAACUCUGUCUUGAGGAAGUGCAAGAACUGGAAACACGGACUUCUCUUGUGCAAAACAGAGAACCAAGGCCAGAAUCCGCUAAACAAAACCUAAGACCAAAGAUUCCACUGGAAGUGGGACCUCAGUCUGUUCCUGCUGAACAUGUUGUACGUCCUGUUUAUGAUGUCCAACAAGCUCCUAAUGAAGAUUCUGAGGAAAAUGAAGAUUCCGAGGAAACUGAUGCAUCUGAAGAAGCAGCAAGUGAAGAGCUUCUAAUUGGGCUGGAUACAGGUCCAGAGAAAGGGUCUCAAAGGCAGUCUGUAUGUAAUGGAGAGUUAAAGGUGGCAAAUGCAAGUGUAUGGGUGGAGGACUCUGUACAGAAGUUUAUCCCUUCACCAUCAUGGGUGGCUUGGAUUGAAAAUCAAGAAACAAAUUAUGACUAUGAUGUGUAUAUGUCGCAGAGGAAGCAAAAGCGCCCAAGUAUAUUAAGCAUUACAUCUGAGGAACUCUCAUCCAGGGAUGAGGGCUCAUCCUUAGAUAAUGCUUCAGUUUCUUAUUUUGUACCAGAUUAUUUGCUUCGAAAAGGCUUGUAUGCUUUCCGAAGAAGUGCAGAGAGCUCAGAAAAGGAGAAAAUUCAAAGUGGUGGCUCUCUAAAAGAGGAUGCCAUACCAGUGAAGCACGUUAGCAGCAGAUAUGAAAAACGCUGUGGCUCAUCUAUUGGACGAAAUGUUAAAGAUGUUUCCAGUAGAAGCCGCAAGAUUGGUGUACCCAUUAGAGGCCUAAACAAGAGGAAACUCUUCUCGGUAAAGAAGAAACCAAGAAAGAGUCAAUCUUUGUCUGAACCUGAAGAUUCUGAAGAAUAUUGGGUAUUGGAGGAAGAAAACUUGCACAACUUUGAGGGAGAUGAGACUGAUGAAGAAUAUUAUUUUGAGGAAGACCUACCACGAGAGCAGCUGGACUUUGGUAAAACUAACUUCUUUAAGCAGAUCGCUCAGCAAAGGAUUUUGUGGAAACCUUCAAAAGGAGACUUUCCGGCCCAUCUUAUUGGGUGGCCUGUCAGAGAAAAGCUUAAAGUAAAGAAAAAGAGUUUACCUGAAGCUCUUGAGCAGGUGCAUAGACCUAAAGCAUGUGAAUAUGCAAAUUAUGAGAAGCCUGAGAGAGAUUACAAAGAGGUGACCGAACUGAAGAAAGCUCAGCAGAAAAUGGGUGGAAAACCCCAGAAGAAAGCCUCUGGGGCAACUGUUGAAGAGUACUGGGUUGGAAGAGGUGCUAAGCCCAAGUUCGCAGAACCUGCAUAUUAUCUGCAAGAUACAGCCAAAAUCAAAGAGCAAGAUAAGCCUCCAAAAAAGAAGGGAACGCGCAAGUCUUCUAAAAGAAAACAAACUAGAACUGAUACAGAAGAAAUAGAUACAUGGGAAAUCCCCAGAUCCUUCUUGUAUAGAGGUCGCGGCUUAAGGAAGAGUGGCACCAGGAAGAAGUAG